AUAUCCAAAAUGACAUUUCACCAAACAGAAGCAAGGACGUACAAAAAUUGUUUGCACGAGUGAGAUUGCGUCUUCUGUAGACGCAGACAAGGUGGUAGAUGAUAAAAAUUGUUAGUUGGUGGGCGAAGUGGUGACGAAAGGUUGUGAAUGUUAAAAAAAUUACGAUAUGGCUCAGACGCUAAAUAGUGCAUACGAAAAGGUUCCUGUUAUAGAUACUGGCGAAAGUGAAACAAAACCGAUUAAGGACGAAGAACCGUCCUAUGGAUAUGGUGUACGACAUGUCCAGUCCUUACUCUUCUUCACAAGUCUCCUAAUAGGAUACUUAGCGAGGGCUCAUCUUGGAGUCAGCAUAGUAGCUAUGACUUAUUACGUACCUAGUAUCAAUGAUAAUACUUCUAUCGAUCUUCGCAAUAUAACGUUACAUUUAGAUAGAAAUACAACAAGUGAUGAUAAUUACACCAGUAUUUAUGAUACUAGUGAAGAUAUUAAUCAUGUAGCCAAUAAUAACAGCGAAAAUAUAUUUGAAGAAAUGGAAAAUGUUACAAGUGAUGAAUAUGGCAUUUACAAGAAAUACAUUUGGUCCAAGCCAGUUCAAGAAAUGAUUCUGAUAUCGUUUUUCCUGGGAUACUGCAUCAUGCAAUACGGGAUGAGCAUGAUAGCCCAGCGCUGGGGAGGCAAGUUGCCGCUGCAAAUUGGACUGUUUGUCAACGGGUUGGCGUCUAUUGUUACUCCGUGGUUUGCUUUUUGGGGAGGUUGGAAGGCAGUCUGCGCAUGCCGAAUUCUUCAAGGCAUGUCUCAAGGAGGCUUCUACCCAUCAAUACAAACUUUAUUGGCCCAGUGGGUGCCGCCGAAGGAAUUAGCUAGACUAAGCAGUUUUGUCUACACUGGACCAGUCCUAGGCACCAUCAUAGCCUUCCAACUAGGUGGGGUCUUGUCUGCUAGUCCCUGGGGGUGGCCUAGCAUUUUCUGGGGCACUGGCAUACUGUGUCUAUUGGCUUUUGUAAUGCUAACGGUCUUUGGAGCAGCUACUCCUCAUGAGCAUAAAACGAUAUCCGAAGAAGAAAGAAGAUUCAUAACUCACACGAUGAGUAAUAUUAGUAAAAAGAAACCAAGCGUGCCAUUAAAGGCGGCUCUAAGUUCGAAGCACACGUGGGCUCUGUUCACCACACACAUCGGGAGUCAGGGCGCGUACAUGUUCGUCUUCAUGCAAGUGCCCUCUUAUAUCCACUAUUCCUUGGGCGUCAAUGUCAAAGAUAGCGGACUGUUUUCGUCCCUGCCUUACGUGGCAGGGUUCUUCACGUCCAUAUUUUAUGGCGUUCUGUCGGAUUUUCUCACCAACAGGAAUAUUCUUAGCGUGAAAAAUGCCAGGAGAACAUUUAAUACAAUCUCUACAGUCGGCACCGCUGUGUGCUUGGUGGCAGUUUCAUACACCGAGGACGUUAGUCUCGCUGUGCUAUUGCUUGUGGUACAGCAGGCUACACAUGUCGGGAUACACUCCGGGUGGAUGGUAAACUACAUAGAUUUAACGUCUAAUUUUAGCGGUGCUAUUCUUGCUUUUGGGAACACUUUGACACAUGUGUUUGCGUUGGGUCUUCCCGUACUGGUUUCCAAUAUCGUCGUCGAUGUGUCAAAUCGAACUCAAUGGCGGGUGAUGUUCUACCUGAUGGCAGGGUUCGCUCUCGUCACCAACGCCAUCUUCGUGGCAUUCAUGUCUGCGGAGAGACAGCCGUGGGAUGACACGCACUAUCAGAAAACAGAAGCCGACGAAACAGUUGUGGAGAAAUGCGGUGAAGCUGAUAGUGAUGAUCACAGUUAAUUUACAGAAAU
Messenger RNA from Amyelois transitella, 1827 nucleotides. Its product is annotated as putative inorganic phosphate cotransporter. Gene Ontology annotation, molecular function: transmembrane transporter activity. The record is from RefSeq and is a predicted model, not a curated record. Gene Ontology annotation, cellular component: plasma membrane. Gene Ontology annotation, biological process: monoatomic anion transport; transmembrane transport. Bases 167 to 1816 code for a protein of 549 amino acids. Lineage: Eukaryota; Metazoa; Arthropoda; Insecta; Lepidoptera; Pyralidae. The transcript has 11 exons.